UAUAAAUAGCUGGCUCAUUUAAGAUUUUAGUAUUAAUAUUUGGAGCUUCUAAGGAACAGGAGAUCUGAACUGAAGAGUGCAUCAUGUCUAAGUUUUCUGGUCUCGUUUUGUGCGCGGUGGCUGCAACCUUCAUCAGUGUUGCCAGCGGCGAGUCUCUGAGCGAAUCUCUGAAGCCAGUCAUAGAGAAGUGCUCCAAGGAGCAUGGCGUGACUGACGCUGACAUCCAAGCGGCCAAGGCCAAAGGCAGCUCCGAUGGCAUCAACCCUUGCUUCCUAUUCUGCGUGUUCCAGAAUGCUGGAAUUUUUGAUGCUAAAGGAGAAUACGACGCGGCCACCGGUCUGAAAAACCUGAGGCAGAUUGUGAAGGACAACGAUCAAUACAAGAACUUAGAACACGCCUUCAAUGAUUGUUCCAAAAUUAAGGAUAAGCCCGUGAGUGAUGCGGCUGGCUGUGAGAAGGGAGUGCAUCUGGCUGUUUGCUUGUUGGAACACAAGACUAGCAUCCUCAUCUAAGCUGUUCGGACUACAAUUGCCACGCGUUUGUACUAGAUUUGUUUCAAGAUUCCUUUUGUUACGUUUUAAUGCAAUAAAUCUGUUACCUAAUA
Messenger RNA from Helicoverpa armigera (cotton bollworm), 604 nucleotides. RefSeq lists its product as uncharacterized. The record is from RefSeq and is a predicted model, not a curated record. Bases 84 to 512 code for a protein of 142 amino acids. NCBI's taxonomy places the organism in Eukaryota, Metazoa, Arthropoda, Insecta, Lepidoptera, Noctuidae. Gene Ontology annotation, molecular function: odorant binding. The transcript has 5 exons.